Molecule: messenger RNA, 12580 nt
Organism: Gordionus sp. m RMFG-2023
Lineage: Eukaryota; Metazoa; Nematomorpha; Gordioida; Chordodea; Parachordodidae
Exons: 59
Coding region: 130-12462 (4110 amino acids)
Biological process (GO): establishment or maintenance of epithelial cell apical/basal polarity; heterophilic cell-cell adhesion
Cellular component (GO): protein-containing complex; plasma membrane
Molecular function (GO): calcium ion binding; protein binding
Source: RefSeq, a predicted model, not a curated record
AUAAGUUAUCAAAUAUUCAAUUACGAAUUUUAAAAAAACAUAGGGCGCGAUUAUGAUCCAACAAAAUCAAAUUUUUAUAAAUUCGUAUAAUUCGAAUAAAUUCUAUAAUUCUAAGAGAGGCUUCUUAACAUGGUAAAAUCAUCCAAGGUCCCUGGGGAAAAUAUUCCAAUGAAAUAUCGCGAAAUCGUGAAAUUAUGGAGAGGUUAUACCAUAAUGAUUUCUAUAUAUUUUCUAUUGAUUGGGAUACAUCAAAUAAAUUCUCAAUCUGUGAGCAGUUCCGAGUCUUUAAAAGGAACUACAGUUACAGAUGAUAGAUUUAUAUGUGCCAAAGGAUGGUACCUUUUCAAAACAAAAUGUUACAAAUGGCUACAGGUGGCUAUGUCACAACAUUCUGCUCAAUUAACGUGCCAAAGUUUUGGCGCCCAACUUGUCAAAAUCACGGAUAUUGAUGUAAACAAUGUCAUCGGUCAAAAAGCGCAAGAAUAUUUUGGGAAAAAUAACUCUUUGUGGAUGGGUUUAAUCGGCUCCUUGGACAAUUCAAGUUCGAAUUCGUAUUUGACCUACCAUUUUCGAUGGAGUGACGGUGAGCCCAACUCGGAGUAUGCCGGAUUUUGGGGUAUCGGUCAACCAGAGAUUAAAAAUGGUAUUUGCGUGUUUAUAAAGAGCGCGAAUGGCUACUUGUCGAAUAUCAUUGAUUCGUAUCAUGAUUUGCCAGAGGAUGAUAAUUUUGAGUGGUAUAACGGACCUUGUGAUUCAUUGAAACCAUUCGUGUGCCAACUUCCAGCGUGCUUGAACGGACAAUACCAAUGUGCGAAUUCAAAGUGCAUAAAAAUGGCAUGGAAAUGCGACAAAGAAGAUGACUGUGGAGAUAAUUCUGACGAAUCUGAUUGCCCAAAUCAAAACUUUUAUCACUUGGAAGGAACUUCUGGACAAAUUCAAACGCCUGGAUUUCCUGCAAAAUAUCCUCCGAACAUGAUAAGUAGAUGGGUUCUAGAGGCACCUGUGGGAAGCCAAAUUGAAUUACAUUUCACUAACUUUGAAACGGAGCAAGGUUUUGAUAUGGUAGAUAUUCGUGGUGGCGGAAGAUCUAAAUCAAAGAGUAUUUACUUAGCUACUAUUUCAGGAAACGGUAAACAACAUAUUGAUACUCGAAUGACGAGUGAAUUUACCAUUUCAAGCAAAAAUCUAGAGGAUUCAUUUUUGACAAAUUCUCCCUUAACAUUUUUAAGCCCGAAUCAUUUUAUGAUUAUACAAUUUUCUUCGGAUGCGAAUAAUCAAUUCAGAGGAUUUUCUGCCAAAUGGACUGCAAGAAGUGACUUAAAGAACUGUGGGACAGAAUUACGCGUUCAAUCUACCAUACAACCACUAUUUUCUCCGAGCUAUCCUAAAAAUUUUCCUUCUGGAUUGGAGUGCACUUAUAAAUUGAGAGGUGAUCCUGGAUCACUUAUAACUAUCGAGAUAGUCCAAUUGAAUCUGAACCCAGGAGAUUUGCUAAUUAUUAGGGAUAAUUCAAAUUUAACCGAUAAUAUAUUAUACGCUUCACCAAAUAACAAAUAUUUAAAUACCGACAACAAAAACUAUAAUGCCUUGACUGAUUCGAAACCUAUACUUCUCACUUCUAUCAGCGAUUCUAUUAAAAUAUAUUUCUUUAGUGACUUAUUUUCACCAUCAAACGAUAUUUCACAUGGAUAUUCACAUAUUUCAACCAGAAGUUUUUCUAUAAACUAUAAAUUAGGAUGCUCUCACACGUUGAUUUCAAAAUAUGGUUUUCUAAGUUCCCCUGGUUAUGGAAUUUCUAAUUAUCCUACAAAUAUUAGUUGCCGAUGGGAAAUUGUAUCAACCGCAGAUUAUCCAAUCACUUUAAUUUUGCACAAUGCCAACAUAAAUCGUGAUGGAGACUAUUUAGAAAUUAGCAAUGAACUUGAUAAAGAAAUGACUCAGCAUUCUCUAUUUGAUGACAAUGUCCAAGAUUCGAUUCGAAUUACAAAAGAAAUUUUGUCCCCUAAACGAUAUAGGACACGAAGUGGAAAAUUUAUAGUCAAGUUUUUUAGUAACGAAUUUGGAACAGACAGAGGGUGGAAUAUAACAUUUUCGAUAGAUUGUCCUCGAUUAGUUAUCCCCAAACACGUUCAAGUAAUUGAAGAAUCGUUGGGUAACGCCUACGAUGCCUAUAAAAAAUUAAAAUGCCAGCCUAAUUAUGAUUUUUUGACCCCCGCUCAAGUUCCUAUAUUAAUUAAAUGUUUGAAAGGUGGAAAAUGGAGUUUGCCUCAUAUUCCGUCUUGUGGCCCUAAAUACUGCGGUCCUGUGCCACUAAUUGAUAAUGGAUACGUAGUACAAGCCGACAAGGUGACUUAUGGUGGUAUAGCUAUAUAUGAAUGUUACUCUGGUUUUCAUUUUCCUAACAAAGUUCCUCGACAAAUAAUAACUUGCUUAGAUGCUGGGUGGAGCGAGUUACCAAAUUGUUCAUCUACCACCUGUUCAGCCUUUUCGAAACUACUUAACGGGGAUAUAAAUAUAGUUCUUGGGGAUGGUACUACUUAUGGAACAUUAUUAAGCUUUAAUUGCAAUCCCGGUUAUAAACUUCUAGGACCUCCUGUUACCCUUUGUUCCUCUAAUGGUACCUGGUCUGAUUCUCCACCUAUUUGUGAAGCUGUAAAGUGUUCUCAAUUACCCGAUAUUACCAAUGGAUAUUAUACAAGAUCAAAUCCUAAAUGGGUAGAGUUUAACAAAACAUUGGAUAUUACAUGCCACAAAGGGUACAUUGUAAAAAAUGAUAUAAAAACAAUCAAAUGUCUAUCAAACGGCUUACUAUCCGAAAUCCCAAUGUGCAUGGACAUUGAUGAGUGUUCAAACCCGAUAACUAAAGAUACAUGUUCCAUUGGAUCACAGUGUUCAAACAAAAAUGGAGGUUUUAUAUGCGAAUGCCUUUCUGGGUACAAACACAAUUUGGAUUGUUCGAGCAAUCUUUAUCCACUAGGUUUUGAAAAUGGUAAAAUUGAGGAUUUUCAAAUUAUUUCUUCUAAUGAAAACAUUAAUAAAUCUUCAAUACGUUUCAAUUCUGCUGUUGGUUGGUGUGGAACAUCUAAUAAAUCCUUAGAAAACUGGAUUAAGAUAGAUAUGGUGGUUCCAACGAUUAUUAAUAAACUUAAUCUUCAAAAUGGACCAAGACAAGAUGGAACCAAGGGUUUUAGCAAAUAUUUAAGAAUCAAAUAUUCUAUCAAUAAAGAUGAGGAUCCUUUGGACUUACUAAACGAGGAAGGCGAACCAUGGAAAAUACGAGGGAUUUCAAUCAUGGAUCAAUCUCAGGAUUCAUGGGUCAAUUUUCCAUAUCCAGUCAAAGCUCGUUACUUAUACAUUUUAAUUGAGGAUUAUGAAUAUGCUCCAUGUCUACGUUUAGAAUUGUAUGGGUGUCAAAUAACAUCCUGCAUAGAUAUUGAUGAAUGUACGGAAGAUCCUGAAUUAUGUAAUCCUAUUUGCAGAAAUCUACCCGGAAGCUACAAAUGCGGUUGUCUGCCAGGGUACGUUCUAUUUUCGUCAAAUGGCACAAUGAGAAACUAUUUGGCUAAAGGAGAAAGUGGAUUGGAUAAACAUGAUACCAUGCGCAUAAAUCAUACAUGUCUAAGAGUACUAUGCCCUACUGUAAAUAGUCCUGAAAACGGUAUGAUAAUAACGAAUGUUACCAACGACCUUUAUUAUUAUACGGAGUCAAUCGAGUUUCAAUGCAAUUUAGGUUUCAAACUUGUUGGAGAGAGAUUUAUUAAAUGCAUGAUGAAUGGUGAAUGGGAUCAUUCUGUACCAGUUUGUGAAGCCGUAAAAUGCAAAGGUUUGAAAGCGGAUAUCUUAUUUGAUGGAAUUAUUGUUAUGCCUGAUUCUAUCGAUAUUGAUUACGGGCAAAAUGUGUCAAUAAAAUGCAUUUCCCAAAAUGAUUUUGAUGAUGUUAACUCCAUAGAAUCGAUUAGAACAAAUAGAAAAAGUUUAGGAACUGCAUUUAGCCAUUUUCGACAAUGCGUUUUUGAUCCCAUAAUGUCAUCUAUCUCACAAAUUGGUUCAUAUAAAACAUCUUCUUCAAAUUUCAGUUUCAAACCUGGCUUACUCUCUAAUGCCAUCAACGAUGAUAAUAUAAAUUUUAAAAGUAUUUAUUGGCUUUCAGGAAGUGCUCCAAAAUGCCCACUGGUUGAUUGUGGACGCCCUUAUUCAAUAGCUGGGGCAGAAUAUGUAUUUGGUGAAUCAUUUACAACACUCGUAGGAUCGAACUUUAAACUUGUUUGCAAACCACCUUAUCAAGUUGCUGGUAGUGGUAAGUUAGGAACAAAUCAAGUAUAUUGCGAUGAUAAUGGUUCUUGGAAUUUUGGAUCUCUACUAUGCAUUGGGCCAGUAUGUAGGGAUCCUGGUACCCCUGCAGGUUCCUUUCAAAUAGCUCGUUCAUACGAAGAAGGACGCACUGUCAAUUACACAUGCAAUCGCAAAGGAUUUAUUCCUGAAUUUAAUUUGCAAUCGCUUAAAUGCUCAAUUAACAAUGUGUGUCCUUACAUGACUGAUCUGGGAUUGACGUCAAAUGUAAUACCCGAUUCAGCUAUAUUAGUAUCAUCUUCUCUUCCGGGCUAUUCCUCUAACUAUAUAAGAUUUAAUUCUCCAAAAGCAUGGUGUGGAAAUGAUUAUUCACCUUCCAUCAGAAUAGAUCUUGUUGAUUCGCAUGAAGAACCUGUUAUAAUUACUGCAAUUCGAGCAAAGGGAUAUAUUGAUAGUAGUGUUAUGGGACAAAUAUCGAGUUUUAGACUUAAUUAUUCAAUUAAUUUAGGAAUGUAUUCAUUAAAUCGCAGUUUACCGGAAAGUGAAGGAGCUGGUAGCUCACAAAUUUAUAAAUCCUACCCUGAAACAUUUUCCUUGCUUGAAAAUCCCAUCGCCCUGCCCCAAACUUUUAUAUUAGCAAAGGCUAUUAUGGCUAGAUCUAUAGUGAUAGAAACUCUAGAUUUUAGAGAAUUACCUUGUUUAAAAUUAGAGAUAUUAGGUUGUUACGAAAGAGAUAUAAAUAUACCGAUAUCGAAUGGAAAUACAAUAGUAGGUUGGAAUAAACCGGCACCUCUAUGCUUUGAUAUUGAACCACCUACCUUCAUUAAUUGCCCAAAAAAUCCAAUUUAUGUACCGGAUUUAAGAGCUGGUUCUAAAAUGCGUAAAAUAAACUUCUCUAAACCUAGAGCUAUUGAUAAUUUUGGAAUAGUUGGAUAUUUGGAAUCCCCUCCAUUUAUUGAAUCUCCAUUUUUCAUGAAUCAGCCUAAAAUGGAUAUUACGUAUACAGCUUUUGAUCCCACCGGAAAUCAAGCAACAUGCAUAGUUCACUUUAUAAUUAAAGAUGAUGUUCCCCCCACUCUAGUCUGUCCUUUGUCAUAUACUCGAGAAUUUGAAAAUGAAAUUGACUCAUUAAAUUUAACUUUCACAUCGGACAAAUUUGGCGUGGGCGAUGAGUAUUUACAUUUCAAUGACUCCAGUGAUAACAAUAAAUUGAAAGUUGUGUUUGAUCCCCCAUCAGCUGUAAUCCCUGCAAAAAGGUUUCAAACUGUUAAAAUAACUGCAAGUGAUCAAUUCAAUAACAUCGCAACAUGCCAAUAUCACGUUUCAAUUCAAGCUCAAAAAUGUUCUUUUUGGUCUUUGCCAAAUAUUGCCAACGGCGAAAAAAAAUGCGAAUUAUUAGGCGCGGAAACAAGAUGCGUUUUCAAAUGUUUUGAUGGGUAUAGAUUUGCAGAUGAAGAUAUACCUCAAAAAGUUUACCGCUGUAAUCUCGCAAAUGAUUGGAUCCCGGGGUUUCAUGUUGCUGAUUGUGUUAAACCAGAUCAUGCUUUAGCAAAAUAUCACAUAGUCAUGAAUAUGAUCUACACACCUUUGGAUUCCACUCUCACUAUAGAUAAAGACUGUGUUACCGAUUAUUCCACCGCCAUUCAUUCACAAUUCGAAAGUGUCGCUACAGAUUUAACAGAUCUGUGCUCUUUGGGCAGCCUGAAAGUGAAGGCUAUAUUCUCCAAUUUAUCAUUUGCUAUCAUCGAUUCCACUACAAUAUCGGCAAAAUUUGUUAUAAACCUUCAAGCGGGUAAUGAUGUAUUCGUUUUAUUGAGUCGAUGUUCCUCCACUGUUUCUUUAUUAACAAAUUUGUAUCAAGCUCCAGUCUCCAAACUAAUGAAAAUAACAGACACAAUGUUAUCUGAUAAUUGUCCACCUAUCGAAAUGAAAAAAAUGACAGACAUUUCACCAAGAGUCCAUGAUUUGUUGAAUUGUCCAAGAGGGAAAAUUAUAAUGUUUCGAGAUUCCCUUCCAUUCUGCCUACCAUGUUCACCUGGAACCUAUGAAAUAAACAACAACACGUGCAAACCAUGUCCUCUAGGGUAUUAUCAAGAAACUUUUGCCUCAUCGCAAUGUAUAAAGUGUCCUCUAUUAACUUAUACACUGCAUAUUAUGACAAAAUCAAGACUGGAUUGCUUACCUGUAUGUGGAAAUGGAACUUUUUCCCCUAGUGGUUUAGUACCUUGUCAACACUGUCCUCACAAUACAUAUUCCGGUUUAUCGACCUUUAACGGUAUCAAAGGGUGCCUUAGUUGCUCAGAUGGUCUUUUCACUGAACAUCCAGGAUCUAUAUUAGAAAGCGAUUGUAAAAAAUCUUGUCAACCAGGGUACUUUUCUCCUACUGGCUUAGAGAUAUGCAUGGCAUGUCCUAAAAACUAUUAUCAAGAUAAAUCUGGUCAAAUUUACUGCCAUGAAUGUCCGGAAGAUUCCUUUACUAAAGGAAAUGGUUCCAUUUCUAUGAAUAAUUGUGAAAAAGUCAUUUGUACGGAUCUUUGCCAAAAUGGUGGAUUAUGUAAAGUACUAUAUCACAAGGAAGUGUGCGUGUGCCCCUCGGGUUAUACUGGAGCUUUAUGUAAGACGAAUAUAGAUGAAUGCGAGACGGGACCAUGUUUUAAUGGUGGCACAUGUCAAGAUGGAAGUAACGGGUAUUCUUGCACCUGUCCCAGAGCAUAUAGUGGAUAUCGAUGUGAAAUACCUCCGAAUAUGUGCGAAAAUAAUUCAUGCCACGCCUCAUCCAUGUGUCAAAAUUCAGAUCCCUAUCAUUGUCUCUGUAGAAAGGGAUUUACUGGCAAAUAUUGCAAUGAAACUAUAAAUUCAUGUGGUUCCGAUCAUCAGAACCCUUGUUUAAAUGGAGCAAUAUGCGAAGCAGCUCCUCUAGAUCGCUUCACGUGUAAAUGCACUCCAGGUUGGACAGGACGGUAUUGUCAAAUUAAUAUCGAUGAUUGCUCGGAAGAACCAUGUUUGUUAGGAGCUCCGUGCACAGAUCUGCACAUGGACUAUGAAUGUGCUUGUCCAAUGGGAUUUAAAGGCAAGAGAUGUGAAAUAAAAGAGAAUUUAUGCGACCCUAACCCUUGCCAUAAUGGAACUUGCGUAGAUAGAUUGCUUUACAAGGAGUGCGUAUGUCUCUACGGCUAUGCGGGUGAUAACUGCGAAAUCAAUAUCGACGAAUGUUCACCAAAUCCAUGCAAGAAUAGCGGCUCAUGUAUAGAUAUGAUCGACAACUAUGAAUGUAUAUGCCCACCUGGAUUUACGGGAUUUGAAUGCCAACAUAAUAUUAAUGAUUGUGCUCAUAAUCCAUGUCUUAAUAAUGGUAUUUGUCAUGAUGGAAAUGAUACAUAUUCAUGUGAAUGCGAUGUAGGAACUCAAGGUAAAACAUGUGAAAUAGAUGUAGAUGAAUGUCUUAAUAAUCCUUGCGAUCCUAUAGGAUCUAUCGAGUGUAGGGAUCUAUUAGGAGAUUAUAAAUGCAAAUGUAAACCUGGAUUUAUUGGAACAAACUGUGAGAUUAAUGUAGAUGAUUGUGUCAUGGAUCCAUGUUUGAAUGGUGGAACCUGUUUGGAUAAGAUUGCGGACUAUCAAUGUAAAUGCCAGUCCGGAUGGAAAGGAAAAAACUGUGAAAUUAUUGUUGAUUCUUGCGAAAAUUCGGAUUGCAGAAAUGGCGGAAAAUGUUUCAAUAUAUUUAAGGACUAUUUUUGCUCGUGUGAACCAGGGUAUAGUGGUAAACGAUGUACAGGAUCUCCUGAUUUGUGUGCUGGUAUUCCAUGCUUAAACGGAGGAACAUGCGUUGUUGAAAAUGGAAAUAUGAAAUGUUUAUGCCCCACAAGCUUUUACGGUAAUGGUUGCGAAAAGUUAAAAAAUCCUUGCGAUGAUUCACCUUGCAAAAAUGGAGGUGUUUGCAAAGAAGUGGUUUUAUCUUCAGAUUCGCCGUUUUACGUUAGCCAAAAUGAACCUUCAUCUUUUAAAUGUGAAUGUCCAUUAGGGUUCGAAGGUCAAAGAUGUACUAUUAAUAUAGAUGAUUGCCGAAACACAGAAGGUAACAAUAAUAAAUGCCCUGAUUUUGCUAAAUGUAUAGACGGGAUCAAUUCUUUUACCUGCCAAUGCCCAUUUAAUACAACGGGUCCUAAGUGCGAUAAAGAAGUAGAUGUGUUAUGGGAUUUAUACAUCAAUGGGAAAAACAGAAAAUCUGGUGCAUAUUUACAAAGCCCUCUCAAUCUUAGAACCCACAGUAUAACAAUAGGGUUAUGGGUAAGAUAUUUGGAUUACAAGGACAAAGGAAACAUCUUAACCUUAUGGGAAAUGGAAUCCGACAGGGCUAUAAAUCCCGUCAGAGAAUUAUUGAAGAUAGAUUACAUUGGUGUGCAUAUCAAUAUCUUUAAAAAUGACCCACACAAAGUUAUAUUUUUCGGUUCGUCAGAUCCUAAUGCUGCCAAGACUAUUAACGAUGGUCUGUGGCAUCAUUUAAUGAUAACUCUCUCUUCCAAUGAAAAUUCCUUUGAUAUUAUAUUAGACGGAGUACGAAUAACGAAUGUGGAUGAACUAGUAGAGGAGACUUAUAAAAGAAAAAACAGACGAAGAAAGAAUAACAAAUUUCCCGAGUAUCUAUCCAUCACCUUGGGAGAUAUUGUGUGGGGAGAUUUGAAGCAGACAAGUAUUUAUAAACCAGAUCUCGAUACGUUAACAUCAAUAGAUAAUACCGCAAAAGGAUUUCCUUUAAACACUCAAUUUAGGGGUUACGUAAGCAGGGUCAAUUUGUGGGACAGAAUAUUGAGUUAUGAGGCUGAAAUACCUUUGCAAAGCGUUAAUUGUGCAAAAGCUCCAAUAGUUUACGAUGGUUUAUUAGCCAGAUGGUCAGAUUAUCAUAUGGUUGGUGACACUGAAAGGAUACCUUCAAGCUGCGGAAAUUCUUUGUGUGAAGAAGGUCGAAAUGAUCCUUCGAUAUGUGACCCUCUUAAACUUGACAAAAACUCUCCUAGGAUUGCUAAUUGUCCUUCUGAAAUAACUAUUUCUACUGAAAAGAGGGGAAUUUUAGUAAAUUGGUCAACUAUAGUAUUGAAAGACAACAAAAAAAUUGUUAACAUUGAAUCUUCUCAUGAAUCUGGUUCUUAUUUUGCUUUGGGAAAACAUAUGGUAUCCAUAAUAGCUAAGGACUCAUCUGGAAAUAUGGAUUUAUGCAAUUUUAAUAUAUUUGUCAAUCAAAAAACACGGGAUUGUAAUACUAGGAUGCAAUCAUUAAUAGCUUCAGUUAAGAAACUGGGACUUGCAGAUACGAAACAGCUAAAAAUUGAAUGUGGUAAUUGGGGGUCUGGCUCGAAUUUUGGAUUCUGUAGCAUAAGUUGUGAGCAUGAAUACAAUAGUAGCUUUUCCAUACCAGUUCCUAAAUUCUAUACAUGUGGACAAGAAGGUAUUUGGAGGCCUAACUUAGAUGAAGAUAACCCUUCUUUCCCACAAUGCUCAGGAAUGAGGCGUGCUGAAAAGACUGUUGAAAUGUCAGCCUUAUUCAAAACAAAGGGACCCUGUAAUUCGGCUGGAAAAAUAGAGUUGGAAAGACGCAUAAGAAAAGAAUUGGACAUUUUGAAUAUCUACUGGGAAAUGAUGUGUGAUGUACCUAAAAAUUCUAUUGAUAAUCAGUGCAAUCAAAAUAUCGAAAUUGAGAUAUUAUGUCAAAACGAACAUUCCAAGUUUAAAAAAAGGUCUACAGAAAAUGACCAUGAUUUAUUUUUCACUGAAAAAGACCCUACCGAUUUAUCAGAUAAAAAAAACCUUAUUGUCUUAAGUGACUUCGUUGACACUCAAAGUUCUCUAAUAGAUACAAAUUCGAAAGUUGAUAUUAAUCAACUGAACAAAGGAAAUUAUUAUAUAGCUGAUUUUCAAUUCAUUUCUAUCAACGACCCAUUGAAGAAUAGAUUAGAGGGUAGAUUUUCCCCUUUAAAAGAUGUAUUGAUGGACCAUUUUUAUUUAUCGAAAGGAUUUGAUUUUGAGAAUAGCCUACCUGGUGUUAGUGUCAUGAAAGACAAAAUUAAGGUUAAUAUCAAGCCAUUAUGUUUUUCUAAAGGUCAAAUCUUACUAGGAGAUAAUUGCGUAAAUUGUUCGAUGGGAAGCUCUUUUGACCCAAACAUUAAAAAAUGUAUAUUAUGCCCUAAGGAUUCUUAUCAAGAUAUCGAAGGAAGUGUGAAUUUUUGUAAACCUUGUCCUUUAAUAAAUAACAAACCUAGCAAAACAGCGAUAAUGGGAGCAAUAUCUAUUACAGAUUGCAAAGAAUCGUGCCCUCCGGGAAAAUAUUACGGUGGUGAUACUCAAACAUGUCAUGAUUGUGGAUACGGAUUUUAUCAACCAGAUUGGGGGAUGUUUGACUGCAUUUCGUGUCCUGUCAACUCUUAUAUUCCAAUUAAAUUAGUUAUGGAAGGAAGAAUAAACAAUAAUCUAGAACCUUUGAUAUCACAUGUUCAUAAAUAUGAUAAUCAAGCUUAUGCCCUAGCAACUACUACUGUUUUAACUAAUUCCACAUCUUUAUCACAAUGUCUAGAGGAAUGUGAAUCAGGUAUGGAAUACAGCAUAAAUGGAAUUUGUCAAAAGUGUGUGAAAGGUAGAUAUAGAACAUAUGUGGUUCACGAUAGAUGUCUCCCUUGUCCUUCAGGAUUUACAACAACAUAUGAAGGCUCUAGAAAAAUUCAGGAGUGUAUAAUACCAAUAUGCACCUCUGGAUCAUAUUUAAAUGAUUCAAACAUUUGUAAAAUAUGUCCGAUUGGAACAUAUCAGCCUUCUAUCCAGAUGGAGACUUGUAUUAGUUGCCCCGAGGACUUUACAACACUAAAAGAGGGUUCAACUCAUUUUAAUGAUUGUAUAUCGACAAAUGAAUGCGAAACAGGUGAGGCAAAAUGUGUAGCUAAUGCGACUUGUAUAAACACUAAAGCUGGAUACACUUGUAUAUGCUAUGAAGGUUUUGUUGGUGAUGGCUUUAUCGGGUGUAACGAUACUAAUGAAUGUCGUUUAGGAAAUCAUACAUGCCAUGAAUUUGCUGAUUGUAGCGACACAUUUGAUUCCUACCAAUGCCAAUGCAAAAUAGGAUAUUUAGGAGAUGGACACUUUUGUAAAGAUUCUUGUGAUAAUUUUUGUCUUAACAAUGGGAUUUGCAAAAAAAAUGAGUUCAAUAUACAGUAUUGCGAUUGUUCCGAAAGCUUUUCUGGAUUAAUAUGCGCAGAUAGAAAUCGCACUCGAGAAUUGAAAUUUAUAGUUGGAGGUAUAUCUGGUUCAGUGAUAUUCUUGGUGUUAAUAGUGUUUAUUUUAUGGAUGAUAUGCGUAAAAAAUAGUGCAAAAUCCUCUAAGAAAAGACGACAUAAUAAUUUCAAAGGUGUUUCUCAUCCUGAUAUGUAUAUAAACGAAGAUAAUGUGUAUGCAAAUAAUGGAAAAAAAUCAAAAAAAAAAUCAAAAAAAACUCAAAAUAUAUAUGAAGACAAAGGCAAUCAUUAUCCUAAAGAGCAAAUGAUGAUCGUACCGGUUUCCCAUCCAAUGCUCAUGAGUUCUCUUCCCAUACUCGACAACAAUUAUCAAGGCGAUAUAACUGAAGGCUUAGUGCAUAUGAAUAAUACUUUCAGGAGGAGGCCUCCCCAUCUUAACCAACAUCAGUUAAUGGAUGUUGAUCAUCUUAAUAGCAGUAUUAAACAGCCAGACAUUAAUGCUCUAGCUUCUAAAGACGAUAAUUUUUUAAUCGCUCCUAUUCCCCCUACUCUUAACAAUAAUGGGGCGAUCCCAAGACUUAGUCCUUUAGAAGGUGGACCAACCCAUCAUCUUCCUUAUUACAUAACCUACCCAGCUUCAACACGUGGAAUAUACGAUUAUGGCUCUGCGCAGAAUCCUAAUGGUACUCUAAAUCACAGGGUUGAAGAUGAUAAUUUUUAUGAUAUAUACACCUAUCAGAAUCAUGCUUACAAUCCUGGUCCAGAAGACAUCAAAUUUGAUAACAUGACUUCGUUUUCCAAUAAAAAUAUGGAAGAAGCCACCAAAUACGGUAGAGUUAUGCCUCCGCCUAAUAUCACAAACACGAAUCUUAAUAAUAUCGAUAAUGAUACUAACUCCCAUACUAAAAAAAUAAACACGAAAAAUACAAUCAUUAACCAUACCGAUGCUCGCUUAUAACUAACGCACAUCAAACAAAUUAAAGCUUUUGUCUAAACUCAAAUAAUAUAUUCCAUAAUAAUAUGAUGCGUAUAUAUUCUCUCAUUUAUUUCUAAUCUAUAAAAUAGCUUAUACAUUU